CAAGAACACAAGCCUGGCACCAGGAACAAUGAGGCGCCCAAUGUUUUUCGCUGCAAUAUUGAUGCUGUCACUGCUCUGUGUACAAGCACAAGAGAAAAACACCACUCCACCUGAAGGAGUUACAACCACACCGGAAGUCUCAACCUUAUCUUCAUCACUGUCUCCAAGCAGCGGUUCCACCGGUUCUACUUCACCAACCACCGGGCCAUCCUCAGCUUCAUCUCCAAGCAGCGGCUCAACGUCCGCUUCAUCACCGGGUCCAAACAGCGGUACAACAGAUUCUACUUCACUAAGUACAGGUACAACAGGUUCUACUUCACCAAGUACAGGCUUAUCUUCAGCUUCUUCACCACCUCCAAGCAGCGAUACAACAGGCUCUACCUCCCCUAGCACAGGUACAACAGGUUCUACUUCACCAAGUACAGGUACAACAGGUUCCACGUUACCAAGUACAGGUACAACAGGUUCUACGUCACCAAGUACAGGUACAACAGGAUCUACUUCACCAACAACAGGUACAACAGGAUCUACUUCACCAAGUACAGGUCAGUCUUUCUCUUAUUCUUUCUUCUUUGCAACCAAGUACAACAGGUUCCACGUCACCAAGUACAGGUACAACAGGUUCUACGUCACCAAGUACAGGUACAACAGGAUCUACUUCACCAAGAACAGGUACAACAGGACCGACUUCUCCAAGGACAGGUACAACAGGCUCUACAUCACCAGGGACAGGUACAACAGGUGCUACUUCACCAAGCACAGGUACAACAGGCUCUACGUCACCAGGGACAGGCACAACAGGAUCUACUUCCCCAAGUACAGGUACAACAGGCUCUACUUCACCAAGGACAGGUACAACAGGAUCUACUUCACCAACAACGGGUACAACAGGCUCAACGUCACCAGGGACAGGAACAACAGGCUCUACGUCACCAGGGACAGGUACAACAGGAUCUACUUCACCAAGCACAGGUACAACAGGCUCUACGUCACCAGGGACAGGUACAACAGGCUCUACGUCACCAGGGACAGGUACAACAGGCUCUACGUCACCAGGGACAGGAACAACAGGCGCUACUUCACCAAGCACAGGUACAACAGGCUCUUCGUCACCAGGGACAGGUACAACAGGAUCUACUUCACCAAGCACAGGUACAACAGGCUCUACGUCACCAGGGACAGGUACAACAGGCUCUACGUCACCAGGGACAGGUACAACAGGCUCUACGUCACCAGGGACAGGAACAACAGGCUCUACGUCACCAGGGACAGGUACAACAGGCUCUUCGUCACCAGGGACAGGUACAACAGGAUCUACUUCACCAAGCACAGGUACAACAGGCUCUACGUCACCAAGCACAGGUACAACAGGCUCUACGUCACCAGGGACAGGUACAACAGGCUCUACGUCACCAGGGACAGGUACAACAGGCUCUACGUCACCAGGGACAGGAACAACAGGCUCUACGUCACCAAGCACAGGUACAACAGGCUCUACGUCACCAGGGACAGGUACAACAGGCUCUACGUCACCAGGGACAGGUACAACAGGCUCUACGUCACCAGGGACAGGAACAACAGGCUCUACGUCACCAAGCACAGGUACAACAGGCUCUACGUCACCAGGGACAGGUACAACAGGCUCUACGUCACCAGGGACAGGUACAACAGGCUCUACGUCACCAGGGACAGGAACAACAGGCUCUACGUCACCAAGCACAGGUACAACAGGCUCUACGUCACCAGGGACAGGUACAACAGGCUCUACGUCACCAGGGACAGGUACAACAGGCUCUACGUCACCAGGGACAGGUACAACAGGAUCUACUUCACCAAGCACAGGCACAACAGGAUCUACUUCCCCAAGUACAGGUACAACAGGCUCUACUUCACCAAGGACAGAUACUGUUGUAAGAAUUUUGUUGCUCAAGACAAGACCUUAACCAGCAUGAAGUUUAUUCUUCUUAUCUUAAGUGAAGUAAAAGAAGAUGAGCAGAAAAUCCCAAUUUGA
This is a messenger RNA of Bufo bufo (common toad), 2011 nucleotides long. RefSeq lists its product as uncharacterized. Bases 29 to 2011 code for a protein of 660 amino acids. NCBI's taxonomy places the organism in Eukaryota, Metazoa, Chordata, Amphibia, Anura, Bufonidae. The transcript is spliced from 61 exons. The record is from RefSeq and is a predicted model, not a curated record.